This is a messenger RNA of Amoebophrya sp. A25, 3779 nucleotides long. The record is from the annotation of a GenBank genome assembly. Lineage: Eukaryota; Dinophyceae; Syndiniales; Amoebophryaceae.
CCUGGUUGUAAACAUAAAAGGCAGGAAACAAAAGAGGCGCGUAGGAUUGAAGCAUAAGCAGAAAUCGAAACACAUUCACAUUAUGCAUAGGAGCCGCUGAUCCUGAUAGACUACAGCAAGAGGUUCGUCUACAUUUCGAUUUCCAUCCUUCGACAACACCAUAUAAGGCAACGACAACAUACACAAGCGGAAGAAAUCAUGUUGCUGGUCGGGGAGGCGCCUUCUACAACGCCCGUGGUUGUAGUAGAUUAUCGGGCGGAGGAUGCCGGAAAAACAAUACCAAGUAGCAAAAAGAAGUACAUCUGGAACCUCCGAUUCGUGGCUGUUAUGAGGUUGAUGUCAGGUUCCCUUUUGAAGGUGGUCUAAUUUUUUCGCUUAAUUACGCCUGCAUGAGUUGUAGUUGUAAACAAAUUAAUUUUGAUUCUCUAUAGUUUGUUCCGGUUCUUAUUUAUUUUGGUUGCACAACAAGAAAGCGGCCAAGAACUGAGCAACGACGUGACGAGUCAGGAUUGUUUUGGCCUAGAAGAUAUGGAAUUCAUUGGUUCUAUUGGAGCUCUAAUUCGAAAGGUGAGACUAGCGCAAGUGCAUCGUCCCGCUCGAUCGAGCAUGAGGUGGUUUUUACAUCUACUGCGUUCACGGGCAAGCGCAGGAUUCGUGUGAACGGAUUUCUACAACAUGAACAACAGGUAUGCUGUAGUACUAGUGAUUUUGUUUCUGAUUUGCUCUAGUUCGUCCAUCAUCAUCCACUCAUCACUAUCAAUCUUAGAUAUGAUCUAUGCCUUCACUAAAAACACACGAAUUCCUCGACCCUCACAACCAGGUGUUUCAAGGGAGUAGAUUUUACUAUUCGUGGCCUUUAGCCGGACAUUUGUUGUCGAUCGCACCGAACAAGGACCACAAGGACGUGCUGGAAGCGAAUUUCUUUCUCAGUAUUGAUGGCGUCCCUUUUUUUGACUACCCAAUGCACGAGGAAGGCGGCGCAUCCUUGUUUGCUGUCCUCAUUGGCGGUGGGCGAGCGACGAGUGGUCGAGGCACUGGCAAUCCAAGAGGCGGACAACAAAUGGCCAUUCCUAGGAUACGGCUCAAAGUCUCUGCAGGUUCUUUUUCUUACAGGUUCUCUUUCUUAGAUUCGAUCUUGUGGAGGUGUCUGAGGGAAUGGACCACCCAAGAAAUGUGAGUACUUAGUUUUUUGAGCUCUAACUCUGGAAAACGAGAACAGCUAUCAAAAUAAUGUGCCUUUACCAAACUUUUUUGGCGGAGGAGCGGCGCCAGCAAUAGAAGCGCCAACCGAGAACUACAAUGGCGCAUACAGUUACGCAGGCUAGAUCUAGUCAUAGGUGCUGUUGUCAAAAAAAACUGGGUUGUUCCACGAUGACGCACUUCAGCAUGAAUCCUUAAACUGAAACAUGUUGUUUCUAAUUUUCGGAGCCGCCCGAUCCUCCCGUCGGUAAUAUGAUGAUCACUGGAGGACCUCCUAGUAGGCCUCCAGACCCAGGUCCGCCUGCUGUUACCACAAUGGUUGCCUACGCACCUCCUGGACGUGGUGUUGGAGCGAAUCAAGGUGCAACUGGAAGUAGUACGAACAACAUGCUGAAUCGGAACAACAAUAAUUUGACUGGCAUAACGGGUUCACCUGCUCUUACUGACGCUACUUCCAGGAAUGCCUUAACGAAUCAGAUGAGACCUGCAGAACUACCGCCACUUGACCAACAUGCUCCCCGUGACAUGCAGCAGAAGCCUGCUCCAGAACCAGUGCCGUCUGGUGCACCCAUAGCUCUGAAAGAUCAUGCCGCAACGUCUUCGUCGAGUUCCUCAGCAAGCUCGUCUUCGGAAGGAGAACAACAACCGGCAUUGGCGUUGACUCAUGUCGGCACUGCUGGUUCCAAAACAUCGUUUCAUUCAUCUACGUCAAAUGGUACAACUAGAGCAGUUGUUCUUGCUGUACCUUCGUCGAAUGCAGCUGGUGAUGCCAACGCCAAGAGUUCAUCUAAAGGCACAACAACAUCAACAAGCCCGCUAUCUCAAUCUCGAGGAGGACAGAACGCUAACGACGUAGGAGCGAAGAUACCACUAGCUUUACAAAACGGCAGUCAAGCUCUUCAAGGGAAGCCAUUAGCAUUGGAAUACAACCACCUUCCAUUAGGUUCUCUACAACCACCUUCCGCUGCCAUGUCCAUGUUUGACCGUGGCCGUGGGCAACAGGAUCACUCAUCUUCUUCGUCGUCCGAUGAUGAGGGGUCUUCAGAAUCGUCCUCUAGCGGAACAAGCGAUGCUCAAGACUCCAGGGAAAGGGAACGAAGAGAAGAAGCGAUGCAAAAGCAAUUGCAAAAGCAGCAGCAGAUGCAAAAGCAGCAGCAGAUGCAAAUGCAACAAGGGGAGAAGAUGCGGCUUCAACAACAGCAACAGCAGGCACAACAAGCAAGACAGAGCCAGCAAAUGCAACAACAGCAAGGUGCGCCGCCAAUAAGAGUAGUGCCUCCUCCUGCUGGACCUGGAGGCAGCAACAUAAGCACGCCAGUAGGUCAGACUGCUCAGCCGCGGUCAAACGUUCCAUCUCCAUUGGGCGCGAAUAUGGUAGCUGGUCCUGGUGUGCAGCAAAUGAAGUCUCCCCUGAACAAUUUUCCUCAGCAACAGAUGAACCUCCGGCAAGGAGGUUUUAUUCCACAACAAGGUAAUAUGCCUCAACAACAACCACAGGUGUACGCAAAUAUGCCUCAACAACAACCACAGUCUUCGAGUAAUCCAGCCUAUAGUCCUCAGAGCUUUAGUCCGCCGCAGCAAGUCUCGCCAGUGCCAGGAUAUGCGAUGCCAAUGAAUCCUCAGCAGCAAGUGCUCAUGAACGGACAGCAGCAAGUGCUCAUGAACGGACAGCAGCAAGUGCCCAUGAACGGACAGCAGCAAAUGCUACAACAACGGCAGCAGCAAAUGUUACAACAACGGCAGCAGCAGAUGUUACAACAACAGUUAUGAAGAUGACUGAAGAGAACCCUUAGUUAAUCAAAAAUCACGAGCGCCUCUCUAACGCAACAACUGGCGGCGCAACAGGCGCAACAACAACAGCAGUACUUGUCUACGGUACAACAGCACCUUUCGCCGGCGCAAGGGUCAUUGUCUCCAGGAAUACCACCACGAGGCAUGCCACCACAAGGCAUGCCACCUCAAGGACAGAAUUUCAUGAGGUAGCUGCAUUGGAGACGAGGUGAGGAGUAGCAUUUGAAGGUAUUGAAUGUCCUUGGAAUAACUAAUUAUGAAAUUCCUUAGAAUCUUUUCGAAUUUUGAUAUUGACAUCAUCAUGUAUCAACAAAAGUAGACUUCUCUCUUUCAUUUAUUCCGUUUUAUCAUUUGCGGAGGUCCAGGUACCAGCGCGUAUUCCUUUGCGCCAGUCAAGGUAACUCAUUAAGAUGAUUCGGAAAUAACUUGCGCGCAAUAACAAAGUAGACAAGCCUUUAGUCUUUACAUGUACAUCAGCGAGGAAGACUAGAAAUUUCAACACAGACGACCAAACACGAACAGAAGUAAGACGUGUCAUCUACAAGCACGAAACGUUGUGUGUCAUCUACAAUCAUAACGCAAUGGAUUUGCAAUUCACGUCCCAACUCACCACGCCAUGGAAGAAAAUUCGAAAGUCAAAUUUCGCAAAUUCAUUUUCAUAAAUUGUAUUCAAAAAAUACUGCUGAUCCUGUUCAACGUGUCAUGAAAAAAGGCACUUAUGUAGUUGCACAUGAGUUUCGGACUGCAUAUUUGCUUGUGCUGGGGAGCGACAUGUGUUCCACUUGGUU